This is a messenger RNA of Eriocheir sinensis (Chinese mitten crab), 6742 nucleotides long. RefSeq lists its product as uncharacterized. The coding region runs from base 13 to 5112 and encodes 1699 amino acids. The transcript has 9 exons. NCBI's taxonomy places the organism in Eukaryota, Metazoa, Arthropoda, Malacostraca, Decapoda, Varunidae. The record is from RefSeq and is a predicted model, not a curated record.
GUUUCUUUGUUGAUGAUGUUCUCUUUUUUCGUUUAUCUUACUUGUUGUUCUUAUUUUUCUUAUCCUAAUUAUUGUUAUUGUUAUCAUUAUCACUAUUAUUGUUGUUGUUGUUAUCUCUUCCUCUUCCUCUUCUUUACGUCACUAACACGCCCUCCUUCUGUGCCUCCCUCAGACGAGAUUCAGCCAACCAGCGGAGACCAAGAGGGCGAGGAGUGUGAGGAGGAGGAAGGUGAGGGCGGCAGUCUCUCGCCCACUCAGGACUCCGGCUGCCCCUACCCCCGCCCCUACCCGCGGCACCCCCACCACCCCCACCACGCCCACCAGUUCCCCCCGCCCCACCACUUCCCCCGGCGCGGCGCCCAUCACCCCGGCGGCGGCUACUACUACAGGAACAACUUUGACAAGCGGUUUGAGCGACGCGGCGGCUUCGAGAACAUAAGAAACCUCGAGAACCGCGGCCCCUACAAGCCUACCUUCUACGACAGAACCUACCAGUACGACAACAAGUACUGCUCACGACCCCCCUACGGCAGCGAGCGAGGGGGCUACAAGUUUGGCUACGGGGAGAGGGGACGCCGCCCCUUCAGACCGUACGGACGACCUGGCUUCUUCCCUAAAGGGUUUCCGGGUCACCAGUUCCCCGAUGGAAGGCGAAACACAGGCGUCGAGGAGUACUUCGACCAGGAGGAGGAGGAGGAGGAGUGGGAGGAGAGCGUGGCAGGGGAUGACCAGCAACAGCAGCAGAAUGGGGGGGAGGGGGAGGACAAGCCGUCACAGCCUGUCCACACCGUUAUGAUCAACAAUGAAGAGUACACCAAGAUCCAGACCCCGCGGCAGGAGGUGAUAUUCAAAAAGAGUUCGCUCGACCGCCGCCAGGACUCCCUCGACCAGUCCUCCAUCGCGGGCUCCACCACCUCCGCCAGCGGCUCUUCCAGCACCACCGGGGCCACCGAUGGGAUUCCUGGGGGCGCCGGGGACCAGGCCUCCGGGGACCAGGAGUCUGUGUCCGGCUCCCUGGAGGACAAUUCCCCCUCCGUGGCGGGCGACGACCCCCAGGAGCAGGGCGUCCAGGACCACAUGUUCGAAGACCCAACGGAGCUCUUCGUCAACGAGAGCGGGGGGCCUCCUCUCGCGGGCGUGGUGAUGCAGCAGGCCUACCCCGGGGGCCCUAUGUACACCAUCCCCGUGCACUGGACUCCCUUCAUCGACCCCUCCUUCAUCCCAGGAGAGACGGCGCUCACCCCUCUCGACCCAGCCUUCACGCACGUCAUCGACCCCAAGUCUCUCCCUAUCGAUCCAGUACACAUUCUGCCCGUCCAGCAUGAUGCCGCCGGCUGCCCCGUCCAGGUUCAGGUGAAGGUGGAUUCGAACGGGGUGCCAAUACAGAUCGAACCCAGCGCCUUCACCGUCGCGCUCAACUCCCUGCCGCACCACCACCACGGCGACGGAGAACCACACCCGACGGUACCAACUGACGCGACGACCCCCCACGCGACGGAGGGUCACGCGACGGUACCCGGUGAUGAGGCCACGGCGACGAAGGAGCAGGAGGAGGAGGAGCAGGAGGUGAAGGAGAGUGAGGGAGGAGGAGCAGAUGAGCAAGUAAAGACAUUAGAUGAUAAAGAAGACAAACUGGAGGAUCAAACGGAGACAGAAGAUAGGAUAGAGGAGAAGGAGAAGGAAAAAGAAGAGCAGGAGCUUGAAGAAGAGAAGGAGGAGGAGGAGGAGGAGAUGGAGGUGGAGGAAGAGAAAGAAGUCACCGCCGCCAAUGCAACACAAGACAGACAGCAACAGUCUACCUCAGCUGAAACAAACGCCCAGUCUUCCUCUUGUGACGAAAAGACAGCGACGGGAGAGAGCGCGAGAGCGAGUCCUGGAGUGGUAGAAGAAGCCGAAGAAGCGACGGAGAUAAUCAAAAAGGAAGAAAAGGAGGAGAGCGCAGAGGGUGAAAAGGAGAAUUCCCAAAGGACGGAGGAGGAGCAGGAGGGGCCUAUACCAUCAGGGAGAGCUCAAGAAGAAGCAAGGAAAGAGGAAGAUGAGGAGGAGGAGGAAGAGGAGGAAGAUGAAGAGGAGGAGGAGGAUAUGUUGACCAAGGAAUCUGAGGAAGGCUCCGACUCCAGCGACUCACAGUAUGCCAGCAUGAGUGAGUCGUCCUCCACGCCCACCACGCCCUCAGGAGAACUCACGGACCCCCACGACACGCCCACGGCCGCCCACGUCACCCCUGCCGCCUCCUCUGACCCUGCCAAACAUCCACAGAGCGAGGAGCAGACCAAUACCCAGGGGAGCCAGCAGGAGUCAGCGGGGGUCAGCAGCGCGGGAGAACAAGAGAGCAGCGCCGAGGAGAACAGAGACGCGCAGACGGAGGCGCAGACGAAGGAGGGUGUCGACGGCGGCGCCCCCGAUGCGACGCCGAAGAUAUCGCAGGGCUACGUGAUGGUGCCGAUCCUCACGCCGUACUACGACCCCUCAGUGUUGUAUGGCUACCCGGUGGUCGUGGCCAACCAGCAGCAACAAGUUGUAGUGCCCCCCCAGCAGCAUCCGCAGCCGUCGCCGCCGCCACAGCAGCACCACAACUACAGCAAGAAGAAAAAGAAAAAAUACCAGCGGCGCCGCCCCGCGGACGCCCCGCCUGCUGCGACAUACCUGGACCCACAGCUGUACACGGGGGAGCCCUUCGUAGCAACGCCUGGCGGCUAUGUGGUGCCCCUGGAAGCUGCCGCCUCUGUGUGCCACAUUCAUGGCAUCCAGUAUGUGACACCUGCAUACCACCAACGCCUGCCUGACGAGGGCUUUGUCUCCCUGCAGCACUCCCCUUACCUGCCUGAUGUGGCUGCUGAGCCCCCCACCGCAGAGGUUCAGGCGCCCGAAGGGACCAAUAGUCAGUCAGACGCUGCCAGGACUGUCUUCAGCGACCUCCAGGACACUGAGCGACAGCAGAUUCAGGAAAUACUUCAGGAACACGCCAAAGUGGGCAAGACAGACUCCACUGAGUCCUCAGACUCAGGAGUGUCAGAGUCUGAGGAGGCCGCAGCCACCGAGGCAUCUUCUGAUGAGCUAGAUGCCUGCCAUAACACCUUAGCCACACAGACCACGACUGAGGCGGGGGACGACCCUGACCCUGCCAGGGACACUGCCACCCCAACACUACAGUGCCACGAAGAGGAGGAGAAAGAGGAGGUGCCAUCUGUCCCCAAGGCUGAAGACACCCCAGAACCAUCCAUCCAACACAACGCUGUGACAACCGAGCUAUGCAGUGCUUCCGUACAAGCCGAUGUUGACCUCUUUGUUGCGAAGGAGUCACAAGCCUGCCAAACAGAGCCACCGGUAUCUGAGGACCAAACGCAGUGUGAAGAAGUAGAACUAGCAGAGGAGCACAGUGAAAGCUUAGACCAGGGGCAGGAAGUCACAUGCAGUGAAAACACUAGUGAAGACACUUCAGAACCCAUCACUGCAGACACAGAGAGCAGAGAUCAUCAAACACAAGAGGUGCCAGCCACCCUCACUUCUGUUGCUGAGGAGAAAGAAGACAUCAUCAUCGAGGAAUGUAAUGGCAACACACCAGCAGCAGAAGUGAAUGAAGAAGACAAAAGCUACGAGCUAGAGAUUGUAGGUGAAUGUGAGGCCAGUGCUACAAGUGAGGUUGAAGCCAGUGGUGUCAGUGAGUGUGAAGUCAGUGGUGUAAAUGAAUGUGAAGCUGUUGUAGUUGAGUUUUCAGCCGAGACGGCCAUCAAGGAAGGUGACAUAAACACACUUGCUCAAGAGGCUGAGGAGACCCUCGUCGAUACUUCAGUUGUAGACGCAGCUGUUGAUAAUCAAAACUUUUUAUCUCCUCCAGACAUAAAUGGUGAAAGUUACAAUGAACUAACUCCAAGUCCUUCCAAUGAAAGCUUCGAUUCUUCAAGCACUCUCGCUGAAAAUGUAUCUUGCCAGAGUGAAGGUGUCGUAUUAGAAGAAAAUGCUGAUACACACACAAAUUUUAACAGUGAGAUAAAUGACAUUGAGGAAAUUAAUUUAUGUAAGGAAAACUAUGAUGCAAGAGAUGAUAAUAUAACAAGAGGAAGGAUAAAGGACCUAAAAGUAACAGAAGCUGUAACAAGGUGGAUCAGGGAAGUCACUCCAGAGAAAGCAUUUACACUCUCUGAGGAGAUUCAGUCUCGCUUGCUUGCAGAUAAAGAGUCUGUCGGGGAAAUGGACACCGAGGACGAAUACAUUGAGGAUGAAAUCACUGCCGACACAAAACCCAUCACUGUUCUGGAGUCAAAAAACGUGAAAGGCAACCCUUUCGUUGCACCAUCCAGUGAAUUCCCAGUCAUGGGGGUGGAUGGCUGCAGCAAAAGGGUUGCGUUGAUGAACAAGUUCCGCGGAACUACUCCUGAUACUUUUGAUGACUAUGAUGGCUCUAGCACCAUCAGCAACCUUAGUGUAGGUCACUUGUACUCAGAGGCAUCAAGCUGCCUUGCCUCUGCCAACCAAAGCUUUGAUGAAGAAGCAGAAAAAUAUGCAGAAAACCCAGAGAUGUAUGACCCUUCUGCAUAUGCCAAGUAUUACCAGUUAGGUAUAGAUGUGGAUGAGAUUACACCCACUGCAACACCCCCUCUGGUAGGGAGGGGCUCUUGUGGAGCCACACCUCUUGGUCUCAUUGACAGUGAGACUAUUAGUGAAUGUGGGUCAGAAGAAAUAGAUUCUGUGCCCCACAAGUAUGAUGUGACUCAGCAGUACACAGAAACAUCUCCUUUGUCCCUGGCGACAGAGAUCCUUAAGGCAGAGAAGGUAAUAAACAACAUGACCCACAUAGCUGGAGACAAAGACUCCCUGGCAGCCGCCAAGCAAAAGUAUGGCAAUCCAGAUUUGUAUUUGAAGCACUACGAUGCAAUCUCACGCAGUGAAGUGAGUGACAGCGGAGUGCAAUCAGAGGACAGCAGCGACGAGACGGAGGGACGUAGCAUCGUCAGCAGCAGCGGUGUUGGGUCAUCACUGGCCUCCACCCCAGCAGUGUCGCCUGCCCACCACCUCACAGGCAGGCCGCCUCUCCAGCCACACCCUCUGAAGAAUUUGUCUGUUGGAGAAGGUCCAGUACCCUGCAAGACAGUGUGCUGUGCUGUCAUGUGAGCAUGCCACCCAUGUAAAAUGGGUUUUGCUCCUCUUUGUUAACCCUGUGGCGUGGAAGGCAGGCAAAGGGGGCAUCUCCCUCUGCCCCCGCCCGCUCGUGCCUUACAGGGAGACUUCUGGGUGGGGGACUGCCCAGACACCAAGGGUACAACGCUUACACUGCUGUGAACGGUGGCCUCAGCGGCCACAUGCUCACCUGUUAUUUUUAAAGUUUGGCUGAUAUAAAAAUAAUUCAGUCAGUAUGUGUGUAUGUUGGAUGCAGUAUGAGUAGUGAGUCAGAGCAGGUUGCUGUAGGAUAGUGUCCUUGAAUUCCUCAAGAACUGUGCUUUUGGUGCUAAGGUCAAUGAGCCCAAAAAGGCACAUGGCCUCACUUGGGCUGCACUGCAUUGAUAUCUUGGGCCUUGCAAGGUCUCUCCCACCCACAUAGAAGCUUAUGCAUCUUUACCAGGUGUAGGAGGCUCCACGUCUUAGUGGGUAGUUGUUGCCCUGUCAGGCUUGGGGAUCAAAGUCCAACAAAGUCACAUCACCCAGAGUUGCUUCAUUCUCAUGCAAUGUCAUUGUGAUAGGCAUAGUAAACCCUAUAGAUAGCUGUUAUUUAUUUUUAGACACGUGAUGUUUUAGUCUUAAUGUAGAGAUGUUAUACCCUUGUGCAUUUACAUGUCAUUUGGGUAGUGUUUAUGAUAGGUAGCAAUGCUGGCUGCAGAGAGGAGCAUAGGUGGGCCCGGUGCCUCAUAGGGUAGCCAGGGCUGGAGAGCACACCUCCAUUAAAUUGCAUUACUUGAUUGGAAGUCGGACAAUCUCCAUUUUCUGUAAACUGACAUGAAAACAAUUGGCACGUGACACUUUGAUGCCAGUUUUCUUUGAAGGUAAAAUCUGCUGUGUGUUUUCCAGGCUUGAAUACUUAGUAUCCUACAAUUUUGUUGAAAAAGCUGUAUGUUGUAGAGACAGCUCUCCUCAUUACUAGGUAGAUGCCUCUUUUGUUGCAACUGUUGGAUGUCAAUGGAGACUCAUUGCUGCAUCAAUCUGAUUUGCAUAGUACAGCGCAUAGUUGGUAAAUGCAUGUCAUUUCAUCUGUUACAGUUAUGAUUUUAAGGGUAAUGCUGCAACUAAUGUUCUCCCACCAAAUAUAGAAAAGAUGAAAAUGCUUGAUUGUUACACAUCGAACUGUAAGAAAUGGUUGUUCUUGGAUGAUACAGAGAGUUUGAGUUGUUGUUUGUUAUAGCUUAUAUACAAUGGAACUGAAGUUCACCUAUUUUUGCUGAUGCCUGUUUCAAGGUUUUUACCUCUUGUUGUAUAAUGAAAGAUUUGCUGACCAAUGCACUCUCUUUUGCAUAUCUUCAGCCUUUGUGAGCAAUGGAUCAUGAUCCUAAUGCCUCUGUGACUUAAAAAGACUGUGGCAGCUUAACUGAAGUACCUUGGCUGUGUUAAAAAUGUUAUUUCAUAAUUACAGAUAAUAAUUUCUAUUAUUUUCAAAUAUAAUUCAGAGACCAACAAUAUCACUUUCAAUUUCCACUGUUGCCAUAUUCCAUAGUAAAGACUGGCUGCACCCUAUAUGGUUAAAUGCCAAGGCUGUUGGAUUGUUGUUUUCUUUUUUGUAAAUAUAGAAUCAAUAAAAUUUGUUGUAAUUAAA